Molecule: messenger RNA, 5168 nt
Organism: Plutella xylostella (diamondback moth)
Lineage: Eukaryota; Metazoa; Arthropoda; Insecta; Lepidoptera; Plutellidae
Source: RefSeq, a predicted model, not a curated record
GAUAGUUGACAGUCGAAAGUUUAUGUGAAAAGGGAAGCUUCCGAUAAUUUACGCGUAUAAUUUAGUUUUAUAGCGAAUUUAUUCAGUUUUUCAACGAAUAUUUCGUAAAAAUGUGGCUAAUUACUUCUUUUUAAGCCGUCAGCGCACGCUGGAGUCGUGCGUAAUAGUAUAAAAAUGCAUAUUCAGUGCACGUUAGGAGCCAUUUUAGUUAUAUUUAUUUUGUGCGUUCAUUGUGAUAAUGCAGCUAUUUACAACGAAAUUAAGAAGAUUUACGUUCCGUCCUCGCCGCAAAACCUGACAGCGAAUCGUGUGACGUCAGACGAGAUCCACCUAUCAUGGGCCCCUCCCACCACCUUCACCCUGCACGUGCCGCGCGUAGUCCCGGAGCCGAAGCCACCAAUCACAGCCAACGACCAGCCCGCCCCCGACCCGCCGGCGACCAAUGACAACACCGCUCAGGCGGACCAACCAAUCAACGACGUCCUCGAACCCGCUAAAUCUCCUAAUAUGAUGGCGGAUAGGGAGUUGGACAAGGAAAUGGAAUAUCAGUCGUCUCUACGCGACUGGUAUCUAAACGAUAAUAAGAAAAUAACUGACGAGUAUCCGUCGGAUAUUCUGAAUGACUCGUACAGAUCUCGACGGGAUCUGAGAUACGGACAUAGACACAGAAAGAGACGGCAAGAGGUGACCGGUGAGGCUGAAAAGGUGGAGGGUUCGGAGACGCACCAGGCCUUCGAAAUGCCCAAAGUGAUGAUGAAGAAAUCAACCCCUUCAAUACCCCACAAAGGCGUGACCCAAGUGGCCUAUGUUUUAUACUACGAGCAAGGUCAUCCAAGGACGGACGCAGCUAAAAUCGAUGGGGUGCAGACAUCAGAUGACGUGAAGAGUAUGAACGUAUUCCCCAGUGACCUUGGCAUGGAGGAUUACCCGAAAGGAGCCAAGAAUCUGACGUUGCUCAACACCGCUGGGAGACUGGCCAAAGUCGUCGGCUUUCGGUUGAAGAACUUGAAAUCGUUCACCCCGUACAAGAUAUGGGUGCGCGCGUUCUACAACUUCUCCCUCGAAGGCGUCAAGUCCUCAGACCUGCUGGAGCGGCUGGGCCCGCAGUCGGAGCCCCUGUAUGUGCUGACCGAUGUGAGGGCUCCGUCGUCGCCGAUUGUGCUGAAUUUUACGUGCGAUCAGGGGAAUGGCAUCCUGUACCUGCAGUGGCGCCAGCCGAUGGUGUUCGACAAUACCCUGGACGAAUAUGUGGUGACACUGAGGAAGAUCCCGGAGCUGCAGCCCCGGACGCGGCUGCGGCUGCCCACGAACAGAGAUGAUAUCGAGACUACUAUCAGUGUGGACGCUGAACUAGGCAACAUGACAAGCUACGAGGUGAAGAUAACGGCGGCCACUCUCUCCGUGGUGCGGCCGAAGUACCUCGUCAAUGGAUCCGAGUCUACGCCAGCGGAGAUAUCAAGUGAAGCGUGCACCCCUUACUCCGAGGCGAUGCCGCCCGACGGCCGAGCGUCGUCGCGAGGCGGCGUCGGCACCGUGGUCCUGUCGAUAGUGCCCAUAGUCGUGCUGGCUGCUACCGCUGCGGGCAUAUUGUAUUGUAGAUGUCGCUCCCGGCUCAGCAAGUGCAUCAGCGCCGCCUACAGCUUCCUGGAGGACGGGGGGGAGAGGGGGGCCAACGCGCCUAUUAAUGCUAAGAAACCUGCAGUAUCGCCCCCACCCGCCAUCUCGCCCGAAGCCGCCCCCGCGCUGCCGCCCCCCGCGCGGCCCCCGCGCAUGUCCCGCCCCGCGCACCCCGCGCGCACCCCCCGCGACUUCGUGCGCCACGUCAUGAGGCUGCACGCUGACUCUGAUGUUGGGUUCAGUAAAGAGUACGAGAUAGUGGUGGCCAAGUCAGCCGCGUUGGGUCACACGAGCCACUACAGCCACCGCCCAGAGAACCGGCUCAAGAACAGAUACCUCAACAUUACAGCUUACGACCACUCCCGCGUCUGCGUGUCCUCGGGCGGGCGGUGCGGCGCGCCCGGCUGCGUGGGCGGCGCGGGGGCGGGCGGCUGCGACUACGUCAACGCUAACUUUAUAGACGGCAUGCUACCGGCUUUGGACGAGCAGAGGAUCAAGUAUAUUAAGAAGAAACUUGAACGACGGAAUAAGCCCCAAAGACAACCAUCAGUGAAGCCCAUCAAACCGCCGCCAAACCUGACAGAAGGCAUAGAGUCCGCAUUCCUCAACAUAGAGUUCAGUGGCAUUGUGGAGUGGGAGCGAGACGGCGACUGUUCCAGUGAAGAAGACGAUGACCCUGAGCUGGAUGAUGUUGUUAUCGAUAUUGAAGGCCAACCUACUCAAAUCAAGCUGGAAUGGGUGGUCUGGCGGCGGCGCUACAUCGCCACGCAGGGCCCCACCCCGCCCACGCUCGCGUCCUUCUGGCGCAUGGUGUGGCAGCACCGCGCGCGCACCCUCGUCUGCAUCACCAACCUCGUGGAGAGGGGGCGGCGCAAGUGCGACAUGUACUGGCCGAGCGGCGGGCGCGGCAGCUCGGCGGACUUCGGCGGCGUGCACGUGACGCUGCUGCACGAGGACGUGCGCGCCGCCUACACCGUGCGCACCAUGCGCGUGCGCACCGCGGCGAACAAGGUCACAACAUCCCUAGCUUCAUCAACGACUUCAUCGACGAGUUCUCCAGACUCCGACUCGCCGCCAGAAGAGCGAAUCAUCAGCCAGUUCCACUACACCGUGUGGCCCGACCACGGCACGCCGCGACACCCAUUGCAGGUACUGCCGCUGGUGCGCGCCGCCGCCGCCGCGCCGCGCACCGUUCUGGUGCACUGCAGUGCGGGCGUCGGUCGAACGGGCACCUACAUAGUCCUGGACGCACAACUCAACCAGCUCAAACUGACCGGGACACUGUCACCUCUGGGCUUCCUCUGUCGGGCCAGGACGCAACGAAACCACCUGGUCCAAACUGAAGAACAAUACAUAUUCGUACACGACGCUCUGUUAGAACACGUAAGAUCAGGAAACACAGAGGUAGAGCCAGAAAAAGCAAGAGAUUAUCUAGUCAAAUUACUACAACCGAUCACGGAGGAAGAAUUAGCCGUGUUAGACCUAAAUCCUGUUAAGAAUAAAAGCGUUAACGACUUGACAAAUGGCUUCGAUCACGCAGAAACGUCCAGUUUAAAGUCGAGUAAGAUUGAGUCCGAAAGAACAGAUUUGCCGAACGGCGACGGGAGUCAACUAUCGAUGAAGACUGACGAUUUGUCGGAGAGUAAAUCGGAAUCGGUGAAGGAGAAUGGGGAUGGGGAAUCCACGAGUCAGGAGGAGAGAGGGGAGGGGAUGGUGAAUGGGAAUGGGGAUGACUCGGAGGGGGUGUAUGAUCUGGCGCCGCGAGCGACGGAUACGUAUAGUAAAAAAAUGGCGGCGUAUAACAAUUUGAGUGAACAGGAGAAGGAGGAGAUUAGGCGGGCGAACCGAGCGGAAAACUACGCGAUACUGGAGCGAAUGCGAUCACUGUCGAAUAGGACGCAGCAGUUCGAGGGACCCCCGCCGUGUAAUUUAUUAGAGAAACAAUAUUUGUUAAUAUCCCGAUCCUGCGUGGAGGCGUCUAUCUGCGCGCGCGCCGCCCACAACGUGGACAAGAACCGGCCCGGCAGCAUGUUGCCGUCUGACGCCGCCAGGGUCAUGCUGGUGCCUAAGCCCGGUGUUGAAGGCAGUGAAUACAUAAACGCCUCGUGGGUGUGCGGGCGCCGGCGCCUCCGUGAGUUCGCGGUGGCACAGCACCCUCUGCCGUCAGCCUCUGUAGACCUGUGGAGGCUGCUGUGGGACCAUACGGCGCAGCUGGUGCUGGUGUUGUGGGAUGAUGAUCCGGAUUGCGAGAUCUUCUGGCCAACUGAGGACGAAAAGGAGCUAUUCAUUGCCAACUUCAGGGCGAGCUUCGUCUCCAAAGACACCUACGUAGCGCACAGGAAGUCGGACCGGAAGUCACCGGUCGUCACGCCGGAACCGGAGAAACCGGAAAUGAACGGCCAUCGCCGGUCGGAGAGCGGAGACUGCAAUGACGAUGAAAGACUUAUACCAGAGAAUAGCUCACCUAUCCUAGACUCAGAACCAGCCUACAGGUUCGACAGAACAGAGCUAAGAUUAGAGCGUCUAAGCAGCGGCAGCAAAGACUUAUCAGCCCGAAAAUCAAUAGCCAACGGAGACCUAUUCUCCUCGUUAUCCGAAACGCGAAAAUCGGGCCCCAAAUCGCCGCGAUCGCCGUCGAAAAUGUCGCUCAAAAACUUUAAACUGAGCUCUCCCACCAAGUUUAAGUUCCCCGACUGGGGGUCUCGAGCGGCUGGUUCCCCCCCGGACACGGCCCCGCCCCCGCCCCCCGUCGCCCCCGCGCUCACCGUCGAAGAAGAGACGGAACUCCGAAGACCCGUCUACAUGUUCGAGAAAGUCACCUCCAUCCCCGAAGACGUACCUUUAGACCGAAUAAUCGAAGUGACAAAUGUUAGCGUGCAUUCCUUACAAGACGACUACCAGUUGAGUGUUAAAUUCAUGCGGUGUAGUGGCUGGUUAGAGGGGGAGACUACGGCUUACACUCUCGGUCAUCCGGAAGAGAAUGAGUUUAUAAGGGGGGUGAUGGAAGCCAAGAGUGAAGAGGAGAGGGGGGAGGCGUUGGAUCGACUGACGGAACCGUAUAAAGACUCGUUUGCGCUGGUCGAGUUUGUGGCUGGGUGCCAGAUGGAGUACAAGAACGGGCCGGUCGUUGUUGUUGACAAAAACGGCGACUGGAAAGCCAUGUCGUUCUGCAGCCUGUCGGAAGCCUGCGGGGCCCUUAGCGCGACCGAACCCGCCGACAUCUACCGCUACUGCGCGCUCGGGGCGCACGCGAGAUGCGCACGCGCAAGGAAGGCGGUGGUAGCGCCCUCUGCGCUGUUGGCGCAGUAUGCGGCGCUGGCGACUUAUCAUGCUAAUACUUGAAGGUGUCCAGAAAGUCCUGAUCCACGACAAAACGAGAGUGAAUAAGACACGUAUGUCGCACAUUUAUUGAAUGUUGACGGCUUACAGAGUAACGUAUAAUACUCAAAGCGUUGUGUGUAUAGUAUACCUGAACUAAAUGUUGAGUAUCCAAAAUAGUCAUGCGAAUUUGAACCGUAUGCCAAUGAUAUUAACGCUGCUUAUGUGUUUUA